Molecule: messenger RNA, 1104 nt
Organism: Stylonychia lemnae
Lineage: Eukaryota; Ciliophora; Spirotrichea; Sporadotrichida; Oxytrichidae
Source: the annotation of a GenBank genome assembly
AUGGAUCAAAAUCUUAAAAAUGAUAUCUUCGGCACUAUUCCCAAUUAGAAACGUAUAGUUUUCUUGGGUGCAACAAAAAACUUUUUUAAAAUAGGCUAUUACACGAUUCAUUAUUUAUCUCAAAAUUAUCCAGAGAUAAAGCUAAGGCUUGCCGUUCCAAAUAUUGAGGAUGCCAGACCAUCUUGCGAAGGAGCUAAUGUUGAAUUAGUACAAUGGGAUCCAAAUAAUAGUGAAACCUUGAAUGAGGCCUUUAAAGAAUGCACUGCUUCUCUACUAGUUCCUCCAAUUAAUAAUCGCGUAAGUGUGAGCAAAAAGUAUAUUGAUAUGGCAGUGAAGCACAAAUUAAAUUUCCUGAUUAAUUCAGGAGUGCAGUUCACUAAUUAAGACAUCCAAAUUGGUGAAGAAUCAAACCAAGUAAUAGCUAUGUUGGAUAAUUGUGGGAUAAAGUACUGCAAUCUCAAUCUACCAAUGUUUUUAGAGAAUCUGCUUUACUAAGUAGAUGAUGUUUUUGAAAAAGGAAUUUUUGGAUUUCCAUGCAAUAAAAAUUCAUCUUUUUCCUACGUUUCUUGCAAAGAUCUUGGAAAAAUUAUUGCAGAUAUUUUUGUGCAAGAAAAGGUUUACGAUAAUACAUUUUGGACUGCACCAGCACAAGUGAGCAUUGUACAAAUAGAAUAAACUUUCACUAAAAUGAUGGGAAAGUAGAUUUAAUUUGUCUAAGUCUCAGAUCAAGAUUUUAUUGACAGUUUGCUAAGGGACACAGGAUCCGCUUCUUCAAUAGAAGCUGCAAAUUAAAUCCUUGAUAUUUGGAAAAUAAUUGAAAGAGGUGAAGACGUUCAAGCAAAUAAUAAUUUGAAGAUUUUACUAGGAAAAGAACCCUAGACAGCCUCAGAGUGGGUUUUUGAACAUAGAUGCUGCUUCAACAAAGAAAGAUCAUGCAUGCACCCUUAACCUCCCAAAAAGAUCAAAAUAUAAAGUCCUACUUAAAAUCAAGAGUUGCAAGUGAUUAACAUUGACGAAGCGAACAAUACAUUUGAUAAGCAAAAUAAUUUAUAGAUACCUACUAGUGAUAUGAAGAGAUUAUCUAACUUUAGAUAUCGUUUAUGA